AUAGUCAAGCUAACAUAUUUAUACUUUCGCUUUCAUUUCAUUUCAGGAUCCAUUUGACGCUGAGAAUGAGCGCCAAUAUGGAUUGUCACAUGACAACCCUCAUGCUGUCAAGACAACAACCAAUGUCGUAAUUCUACCAUCCAUUAAUAAGUGGAACUGUUUCAGUGUCCGUGAUCGACGGACUGUCGACGUCAUUGGAUCACGUGAUAACAUGAACACAGCCACUUCCGUCAGCCCCACGUCGGCGUUGGAGAUAAACCAUUUAUUUAGUGAAAAGGUGACGGAUUAUCCUGCCCAGGCAAGCAGAUCGAGUGCAAAUGAUCUCACGAGGAACAACAGCGAUUACCGUAGGUUGACGUUACGAGAGAAGCUUGCGAAACAACGUUCUGAAAGAGGAAAGGACGAUGGCAAUACUGAAGAACCUCGUCGUUUAACAAAGGCAACAAGUUUAGGAGGUGCAUCAACUACUACAACAAAUUAUUACCGACCGACGGUUAGGAGCCAAUCUAAUGACGCUAGGAACGAUAAUAGUUCUGAAGAACCUCGUCGUUUAGCAAAAGCAACAAGUCUAGGAGGUGCCCCGACUCCGCCAACAAACUCUCGCAGACCGGCAACUAGGAGCCAGUCUAAUAGUUCAAUUACGGAAGAAAAAACAGUGUUUGGUUUCAAGAUAAUGAAAGGAUUACCGGGUAGUUCAGACUCACGAAAUAAUAACAGUACUGCUUUUACUCGACAUGGAAGUUCUAGACAGCCUGGUAGGACAACCAACUAUAGCACUGUUAACAGAUUUAGGGAUAAAACAGGCAAUACAUUGUUUUACGCACCAAUGAACAACCGAACAUCUGAAACGACGAACACGUCUGAGGAGACAACAGAACCUGCAGAAAUUAGAGAUAGCUUGAAAGAUAAGGGAAACUCUUUAAGUAGUGAUAAGAACAUCGAAUCGAUGGCGAAUCAGAAGAGUUCUGGAGAUGUGGAUAAGAAAUCUUCCGAUACGGUGGAAAAAUCAGAUAAAGAUAGCUCUAAUAUGGUUAAUACAACAGUCUUGAAUAUUGGUGCUAAAGGAGCAAGAAAUAUUUAUGUCAUGGGUGCUAGGAAAAAAUCUGAUAAACUUGGAAAUAUUGAUACGAAAGUUGACAGUAAAGACAAAGAUGAAAACCACGAUGAUGAAAUAUUUAGAGUGAGUAAAGAAAUCGAGGUCCAAAAUGAGGAAGGCAAAACUGAAAAACUGCUUGUUAGGGCUGAAUCUUUACGUGAAGGAAAAUCGCGGCUCGAGGAAUUCCGUGAAAAACAAAGACGUGGGAAGCUUACGAGAUCGUUGACAAAUCCAGAUUUUCAACAAAGUGAGAACAUGGCGUCUAGCAAGGGGAAAAAUGUUAGCGAAAGUCUGGCGGAAAUUAGGGAAAGAAUACGAGAGAGGAGACGGAAAAAAGGGCAACUUAAGAAAUCACAGUCUAUGCCAGAGACUGACUCGCCUCCAAAGCAGGAUGGUGAGGAAAAUACUAAUGAAUUUUCAGAUGAUGCUAAGAAUAAUCUAGGGAAAUCAAAGGAAGUUGAACUGAAUAAGAAAGGAAGUAAAGGGAGUGAAGAAGAGAAAGGUUCAAAUUUAAAUAAAUCGGAAUAUCUAGAGAUUGAACAAAAUACCAAGAUGAAUGACAAUGAAAAAGAUGAAAAUAUGACAGCGAUGAGUAGGAGGUGUGAAGAUGUGAUAGCGAAGGAUAACAGGAGUGAAGAGAUAAUAACAACAAAUGAUAAGGAAGAGAAAGUCCAAGAUACCAGAGAUAACGAAGGAGUAGUUAUGGAUACAGUAAAGCAAAUGGGUAAAGAUGACUCUGAGGCGAAUGGAAGUGAUAAAGUAAUUUCUGAAGGAAAGAAAUUGGAGCUGAAAGAAAUAUCAAAUGAAAAAGACGAAGAUCAAAAACAGAAAGUUUCAACAGCUGAUGCAAAGACCGACGUUGAAAAAAGCGUCUCCAGUGCAGUUUCAAGCAGCGACCAAAGCAAAUCUGAAGUUAAGAAACCGACGAAGAGAGAAAGACGGAAGAGGCAAGAAAGAUAUCAGCGUUCAAAAACAAUGAGUGCAAUCAUGUAUAACGAAAUCUCGCUUGAAGCUAGAAGAGAAAUACAGCACAAAGGAGAUGAUGCAAAAUCUGGAGACAAAAAUGGUGAAUCUCUUGCUAUACCUUCAGUCUCGGAAAUCAAGAAGAGGUUCCUAGAAGCGGAUACUGGAAGUUCAAAGAUGUCUGAUCUUGGUUUGUUUUACUCCGGGAAAACUCCUGCGUCUGGGAAAUCUCCGGGCAUUGUUAAAUUGUCUUCGCGAAGCAAGACUGCGGAAAAAGCUUCAGUGAAAGACGACUCUACUACCAGUAAAGCGAAGAAAUCCGAGGCUCGAUCUAGAAAAAAUCUUUCUCGAAGACAUACAGUUGCAAUUGGGACUACCCUCACCCAAGAUGAGAAUAUGAAUACAAGAAAUACUGAUUUAAUUGGAAUGAACAAUCAGAAUACUGAAUCUUUUAUUACGGACAAAAAGCAAACGACGGAAACUAAGGCUAAAAUUCCACUGGGCCGUAGACAUACACUACCCAGUUACAAAACAGAGAUCUCUGUACAUUGCAACAAUGGUCAUUCGUCCGUUAAUCAUGCACAGAAAGACGUCUCAGAGAGUGGAAGUCGAUUGCCUGUACGGCGGCAUACAUUUUGCUCGGGAACCAGUUUUAUGGUUAGUCGCCAUAAAACUGUAAAACUUCCAGAUUCUGUCGAAACUCUCAGAGAAAAAUUUUCUAAAGGUGGAGCACCUGUCUUUAAUUUAGCAACUUCAAGCAAAGAUAGUUCUACCAAAGCUGGGAGUGACGUUGAUAGUGAUGAAAGAACCCGGAAACGUGUUGUAAGUGACAGCACUGUUAAGCGGAUCAUUGAAGAAGCUAAGAUUUUAAAAGAUGUGAAUAAGGAGCGUGGAUCGUCAUUGAGCAGAAGACACACCAUUGCAACUCGUCCUAAAAGCGAAGAUUCCGAGAAAGACGAACAAGAAAGACAUGAAAUCCUGGACAAAUUUCUUGCAAAAGAUGAUGAGAUUGAGAAAUCUCAGAAAUCUGAGAAAAAGACAAUUACAAAAGAUGUCGAAUCAAAAACAGUGGAAGAUGACCCAAUCUCUAAACGUACAAAAAAAGACAAGGAAGAAAAAUUGUCUGUUUUAAAAUUAAGGAGGUUAUUUCAUGGUCAAGCUUCUAAUACUGAAAAGAAAACCAAGCUCAGAGAACGACGUGCAACGACGAUUGGUGGCAGCAUAAGUCCAGAUAUCGUGAAAGAACUUGAUAUAAAGAACAAAGAUAGUAAUAACAAAUAUGUUGAUUUAUAUGUUAAUGAUACGACAUGCGAGGAAGCAAAGGAAGAUAAAACAGAGAGAAGGCGGCGAAGUAGCGACUUGAAUCCGGACAGUUAUUUAUCAUCGAAACCAUUAUCCUCUGAAGAAACAGGGAAAGACUCUGUUUUCAGUGACGACAAUGCUCAACCAGAAAAUAGUUCAAGUAAUGUUGAAACAUCAGCAGAUUCAACGAGUCAACCUGCCUUUACAAGAAGACGAAGUGUUAGCGACUCUGACAUGAAAAUAGCUAGUGGUGUUUCUGUAAGAGAACAAAAUUCAUCUCAAAAUCAAGUUCAGUUUUCAAGUGAUGUUAUCGACUUGAAGACACCAACAGAAACAAAUCUUUCUGUGUUGGACCCUGCUAGAAGACGAAGCGGAAGUGAAUCUGACUUGAGCAGGGCUCAUAAUGGUUCUGGAAAAGACCAAAACCUUGACGAUUAUCUUACUACUGCUAUAAAGACUUUGACUGAAAGUCCCAAAUCACAAAGGACAUCUCCUCAGGGUUCUCCUCACAAAGAAACGUUCACUGCCAGUCUUGAUCAAAGUGAAGAAAGACAUGAAACAAAGCGACAUUUAGAUGUUGUAAAGUCGAACCUGAGUAUGCAUUCUUGGUCCACGUCAGAUCUUGAUAAGCUCAUUCAUGGCGGUGAUGGAGUUCGAUCCAGUAUGAGUCAAGUGGAUAUUUCUACAAUGGACUUUGAUGAAAUAUCAAGCAGCACGACCAGGUAUGUGUCAACAGGAUUUUUGGGCAUCUCGCCAGAUUGAACUGAUGUUAAAGGAUGCAACUAUGGGCAGAGGGUCUUAAUUACAGUUUUUAAAGCUGCUCUUGUCCAGGUUAACCCUAUAGGAAAUGUAUAAAUUUUUGAAAUGGGCUGUACUAAAUAUUUUGUCAUUAUUUCAGGUUACAAUCACUGACUGAGGGUAGAACAAAAGUUAGACCAAAGCGAACAAGUUCAAAGACGUUGAAUCCCAUGAAAUCUUUGAUGGAAAGAACUGAUGUGAGAACUCACACAGAACAACCAGAGGUACGAGAAAGCAUUAUUGGAUCAAUUUCGAUAGAACCAACCACCAGUUAACACCAUGUUACUCGUGGCAAUUUUGGCUGCAACUUGCAAUCCAAUUUCUGAUACAAAGUCCUGUUAUUUAACAAGUAUAGUCAGUAAUCUCAAAGUGAUGUGAGCAUGGCAUUCUGUUCUGCUGACACUUUCUUUACCAAACUGACUCUCACCAAUUAACUUGCUCAGAUGAACAAAUUCAUUUGAGUCAUUUGAUUUCAGUCAUUCGCAACUUCCUGUAUUUGGUAAUUUCUGCUCACUUUCUGUCUCUUAUGCUUGGUCAAUUGCCCCAAAACGAAACAUUGGUGCAUUUAACAGGAAAUUUACCAGUUAUACGGGAAGCCACCAAACCUCAAACAAGAGAUCGAAUGGAUUGGUUCUUGUGAGCAAAUGAAUUGGUAGAAUAUUUUAGGAACAUAUCCAUUGCCACUGACGAGUGUAAGUGAUGAACAGUGCUGCCAGAAUAAACCGUGGGCUAUGCUCAGAAUUUUCCUGCGACUAUUUGUUAAAUGCCAAAGAUUUAUUUGUCAGAAAUUGCGUUGCAAGCUGCAGCAGAAAUUGCUUCGUAUAAAAAAACAUAGUUUGAUGCUUAUGAUGUUGCUCUGAGUGUAUAUCUACACCGGGUAAGCUUGAAAAAUAUGCCUGACAACGGGAGGAAUCGAACCUACAACCUUUGGAAUACUAGCCCAAUGCUCUGCCAACUGAGCUACGCGGUCAGGUCAGUUCGAGUAUGUCACAGUGAUAUUUCGGAACUGAGUCUAGUUUCUUCGAUAUCAAUGUAAUCUAAUAAUCAUGAUUUUUCUGUGUUGGUGUGAUGUACUCAGGUGAAUCACAAGCAUCAUUUUCACCUGAGUGCAGUACACCAACACAGAAAAAAUCAAAACAUAGUCUGUUUUCCAAUUCAACCGUAUUGGAAUUAUUUGGCUGACGUUGUUUAUAUCACUACUACCCAAUUCACAACUGUAUAUAACUCAUAUACCUACAGUUGUUACUAUUGCCAGAGGACCUCGUGUUGUAUUUUUCGCAACCGUUCGCAUACCUAUACAUUAACGUGGACAUUUAUAUGGUGACGUCGUUUCGAGUCAUUUAUAUGGAAAUUCAUCCCAUUUUUCGUUUUAGAAUAAUUGACAAAACAGUAUUAUUAUUAUAUGGGUAUGUUUCUUAUAAGUGCAUGCACCAAAGCUUGAUUUUUAUGUUAUUAAUUUUGUUUUACUUACAGGAAGAAAAUAAGCCGGCGUCUGGGUUUGAAAAGGCAAAGAAACGAAGCAAUCCCAGGAAGAAACGAUCGCAGUUGGAACCCUGUAAGUACAGGGACAUUUGACAUCGAAAAAAUGUUGAUUUGGUGUUCUUUGGGAUAGCUUUGUGGUGCUCACUCAGUGUGUUAUUUCCUCUUUCUUGGGUCGUGUAGUUUAGUUUAGUUUUAGUUUUAACAGCUUUAUUGAACGAUGUUUAAACGGCAAGAGUGCGAACGGGAUUCAAGACCCAUGUGAGGCACUCUCUCUCUCUUGAAUUUUGUUUACAUCUAAUAUCAUUAUAUUUACGACAAUAUUAUAAAUUAGUAAACAUAUACCAGCUGAUUAAUAUCAAAUUAGGACGCUAUUGCACCACAUUUAAGUUAUCAUACAUAGUACAGAUUUGUAUAAUCAUGUUAAAAAUUUGAAAGCUGAAUCAGGAUAAAACAAAACCUGACACGAGGAGCUGGUAUAUGUUUACAUCAGAAUUAACUAUUUCUAUGGCAUGAACAGCUACGAUAUAAAGACCACGUACAGCAUAUGUCAACAUUAAAACUACUGCUUAAUAAAUUGAAGUAUGUUCUUGAUAAGAAGGAUUUAAACGUUGCUUGAUAUAGGGUCCUGCAGGGGAGGGGGUGAAUUCACAAGGAUGCUUUAUCUAGUUCUAGUUUUGACACCCGUGUCUGCAGUAGAUAACAUUUAUUACUUCUUCUUUCCAGGGAGACGUCACACGUUAGACCCGGUAGCUUUAGCUGCUCUUGCCAGCCGUGAAGAUUUCUCCAGAGUAUCUCUGAGAAGGACGAAAGGGCCUGGUAAGGAGAAGGACGAGUACGAUGGAAGCUUGCCAGUGAUGUUGAUUCAAAUAAAAGGUAAACUGAACGUCUUUCUGGGAAGACUUACUGAAGGACAAGUGUCCCCUUCCCCGGAUAAUUCUCUCCAUUACAUAGAAUUUCUAAUAUAGAGGGUUAACAUUUUUCCUAUGGGAAUGCCCUUUUGUGAUAGGCUGACACGUUCGAUGUACCCUCGAUGUAUCUUCAGUAAAUACCGUUGGCGUUGAGUGCUUACAUGCAGGAAUGGCGACCCGAGCUGCUUGUACGUGCAAAGUACGGCGACCCAUGUCGAACCUGCGAGGCUGUGUCGCAUAAUACGACAUGACUCGCUGUGUUUUGUGCCUUACGAAACUAAUCAAAACUUGCCAAACUUAUUGACUCCGACGCCGCUCUUCUGUCGUACUUAAUCGUUGUAUUAAGUUCAGUCACUUCAGUGAAUGAAAAAUUCACUUGAAAGAUGUUAUACUCAUUUGUAUCCACCAAACCCAAUAUUCAUAAAAAGUUCACCGUCUAAAAAGAUACCAUAAUGUUUGUGAUGUUGUCUCUAAGUCAAUGCUCCACCAACUGAGCUACUCAGUUGACAGAGCAUUGGUGUAGUAAACCAAAAGUCGCGGGUUUGAUUCAAGCAAACUUUUUAACUUGCCCGGUGUGGACACACUCGGAGACAACAUCACAAACAUGUUUGAAACAUUUAACUUCACCUGAGUGCAUAACACGAGAAACAGAAGCAAGCAUAAGAUAUAUAUCUCAAGAUGCAAACAUGUUGGACAUUGCUGAGUUUUGCAUUUAUAAAGAUGUCACUGAUAAGACUGAUAAUUAUUUCUGUUUGUUAAUGUUUAGGUCGCCGUCAGGUACAAACACGUCUUGUAGAGCCAAGUUUAUCUUCGCUGAAUACUGGAGAUUGUUUCAUCUUGGUAACGACAAAAGAAUUGUUUUGUUGGAUUGGAAAGCAUGCCAAUACUAUUGAGAAAGCCAAGGUGGGUAACCGAUCCUGGAAUUUUCCUAAAAUCUCUCCAUAGUCUAAGCAAGCAUCAGGCUCUAUUUGUAAAAAGCACAAUUAAACCUUCAUCUGGUCACUCUUCACCCUAAGGUCCCUAGGUAAAGUUUAUAUUCAGUAUCCAAUCAAAAUGUCCCGAGAGAAAUGUCAAUUGCACGCAAAACUACAGUCUAGUUAUAAUUUUAUAUUUGUAUUGAUAUUUAGGCUGUUGAAAUUUCAUCUAAGAUCCAGAAGCGUGGUGACAUGAACUGCAAGACUGGAGAUGUAUUGUAUAUCGACGAAACAAAGCAAGGAAACACUUUAGCGUACAGAAAGUUUUGUAAAAUAUUGGAGGGUGAGGCAGAUUUCCCCAUUGAAGGUAAGUCAUACAAUGCCAGUAUACGUUUUAUCUUCUUCAUUGACAUUCAAUUCUUUCUUUUUACAAACUGUGCUGAUUGCUAUUAUUUAUUGCCUUUCAGAUGCAAAGAUGUGUCCUGACGACGAGUUCUAUGAACGAGAAGUGAUCUCUACGAACAAAGUGUAUAAAAUGCAGGAAGGUGAACCGCCACAUUUGAUUCCUGUCACGGAGCUGUGUGGUUAUAUGCCAAGGAUUGGAAUAUUGAAUACAAAAGAGGUAGCUACGGUUUGUUGCUAAGCAAUCCAGUAGCGCCGGGUAGCGGCUUCUUGGACAGCCUCCACCCCAUCGAAUAAAUCACUAAAAAUAACUAAUUAAUUAAAUAAAGAUAACAUGGUUAAUUAAAGAUAACAUGGUUAGGAAGGCCGAUGAAUUUCAGUGUGCUUCACGAUCGAACACCAACUGAUAGUGAAAAGGAUUUCAUCGGUGUGUACAAAUGGAUGGAUUUACUGGGGGUACAGGUAAAGGGGUGGAAAAUUCCUUAUCGGAUCCAUUAUUUUUUUGGAUUUGGAAAGGCAAAUACCAAAAACAAAAAUUAAAUAGAGACAAAACCAGGUGGUUACAUGAUUGUGAAAUUGUCAAGCGAGACUACAGACUAGUGUUUCGCUGCCGUAACGUUCACACUUAUAUUUUUUACAAUGCAUCGAGCAUUGAAGAUCCCCCCUGCCCUUCUUUAUGACUAGCCACGCGUUUAAUGGUAGAUUUUUCCUUCAGGUUUUUGUAUUCGAUUUUGGUUCGGAGUUGUACGUGUGGACUGGUCAGCAAUCAUUAUCGAACAAGAGAAAAGUGGCAUUUCACUUGGCAGAAAUGCUAUACAAACAACAGUUUGAUUCUUCCGAUGGGGUAGUUAGCCCUAUCGAUCCAAGACGUGCUAUGAAAAGGUCACAGUCCUCACAACCCAUAUAUCAUGACGCCGAGGGCAAGAAAUGUGGCCGACCCAAGUGGACGUUGUUCGCAAAACUUCAUGAAAAAGCUGAGACGUUGUUGUUUCAAGAGAAAUUCUUUGAUUGGCCUGAUCCGACCAAAAUUAUCAGGAUGAAAGGGCAUAUUAGCAGUGGGGAAAUUCCUGAGGUACAGUAUAUAUCAGCUUAAACGACAAUGGCAACAAACAAUUAUCUAUAAAAUCACAAGAUUGUUGAGGAUAUGCAUACACUCAUGGGGUAACGCAAAAUUUUUUUUGUGAGGAUUGGACCAGAUUUCAAUUUGAGUCCACGCAAUAUUCGCGAUCAAAAUGCAAGGACUUGAAAUGUAGUCCAGUCCGAAUUGGAGGAUUUGAAAUGACAUUUUAUACGAUUAAAUCACUGUUUAAGGUGAGGACGUGAGGUGAAUUAAUUUGGAUCCAGUCCUGGGACCUUCAUUAGGUGGUAUCCAGUAUUAUCGUGUGAGCAAAAUAAAGUGCCAUGAGUUAAUUUACUUAAAGAACAUUUCAAAUUGUCAAAACAUGUCAAAACAUUUCAAGCGUAUAGUGUAACUUUCUUUUCCAGAUUUUUGUUCCUUUGCUCCGCUUAUUUCAGUAUGCUUGAUAUUUAAAAUUGCAUCAUACCACCACAGAUAAUAGAAUAUGUUCAAUGUUUGGGGCCAUGUACGAUAUAAUACUGAUUUCAUUUUGUGUUUGCUCGUCAAUUAUCAAUGAUUUUGCAUUAGCUCUCCGCUGUAUUCCAACAUUUACUUAUGCUCCAAUCAAUCUAUAUAUUUCUUGUUGUUUAACCCAAAUUUUCUCCUUUCUAUAGCGCCCCCCACCGGUGGAACUCAAACCAUGUGACCCAACUGACAUGCAAAAACCCGCAAGCGAUCUGGAGCCCGCCAUUUUAGAGGCAACCAACCUGGGUCGUGGUUUGGGAACUCCUAAUAUUGAAGUGAACGGCGAGGUUAAAGAGGGAGACCUGGUAACUACUCUUGGGAUGACAGUUUGGCUGGUGACGCAAAAUAAACAUUUUGUUCUACCCAAACCAAGUGAAGGACAUUUUCAUUCAGGUUUGUAAAAUUCGCAUCAAUUGGUAAAAUAGACAAGCGUGAAGAGGCGUCAGUGGCGUACUCGUCAGCGCAAGCACCUUAUACACCAACCUCGUACCCAGGGUAUUACCUUCACCCUGGGUACGAGGUUGCUUAUACACCUCUGAGAUCGUGGGUUUGUCUAGUUCCUUCGAUAUCAGUAGGCUUUAACGAUCUUGAUUUUUUUGCUUCUGGUGUUGUGCAUAUAUUUACCUGGAAGGAACUAGAGAGGGUACCGAAAUAUCAUCCACUCUAACCAACUUGACCUCGUAGCUCAGUUGAUGGACAAUUGGACUAGCAAACCAAAGGUUGCGGGCUCAAGCAAACUUUUCAGCUUGCCCGGUGUGGACACACUCGGAGACAACAUCACAAACAUAUAACUUCACUUGCAUAACAAAAAUGUUUACAACUGUUGAAAAAUACUAUCCGGUGGAUAUCUGACCUUCGUACAACCGACCCCACUAGGUCCACAUAUUUGAUACGAAAUUACUUACCCCAUGCAAUUCUCUGAUUUUCUAGGGGAUGGCUACGUCAUUCGCUGGGUGUAUUUCGUGGCCAAGAACCGGACAGUGCGCGACAGACGUGGUCGUAUCCGUCCGCUGACUGGUAGACAACGCUGUGCAUAUUUCUUCUGGCAAGGCAAUGAAUGUAGUGUGAAUGAGAAAGGAGCAGCGGCCAUCAUGGCAGUGGAAUUGGAUGAGGAGCAUGGACCACAGGUAGACUGGCACUAGCUUGUUGUCAUAGUGAUACGUAAUGUCAUUAGACUUGAUGCAGCGACGAUGGUCCGCAUCAAAACCUCAGUCAAAAUGAAAGUUAAUGAAAGUUGGCAAGUGAGAGUUUUGCAUGAGAAUUCUGCGACUCUUCAACGAGAACUAGAGUUGUUAUGAUAGUUGACAAGAGUUCGCAGUCAAACGCGGGGGCUGCGUUCUGAGAAGCCUGUGAGCCCAACCGCUGUACCUUCCCAUAAAUAUUUUCCACCUCCGCCUGCAUUUCCAACAAAUUCCGGCCUUGUCCGCCUCUGGUAUAUGAGGCACAAACGUUAUUUUAAUACAUUUUUUCAUUCCCAGAUACGAGUAGUAGAAGGAAAAGAGCCUCCUCAUUUCUUGAAGUUAUUUGAUGGAGCCAUGGUCAUUCAUUCCGGAAAGUAUGUUUAGUUUUUGUUUCUCUCCAAUCUUGAAAAAAUAACUUUUUAUUGAAUUAAGGAUUUUGUCUACCAGCCAAUAAAUAAUUGUGGUUCUUAUAUUUUUUUCUCAGACGAGUACGCGUUAGCGAAGAGCAAGAUGACUUUUCUGGUAUGUAUAUGCAACAAACAAUUACAUCAUUAAUAAACCAUUCCUUACUUUACUGUAAAUGUUACUUCAGUAUGCGAUGGACGACAUUAGAGAGUUUGGUGAAUGCAACCGGGAAACGAGCUUGCCACAAAGUUGGAAUAAUAAUUUUACGCUUUUGAAAGACUAUUAGUGAAGCAAAUUUCAUGAAAUUGCAACCAAAAAGGUUAUACGAAUUGAGAUUAGUACCAACAAUUUUUUGUUGAGAAAUUGCUGAGAAUCUAAAAUUUACCAUUCAAAAGCAGGGUGCGCUAUGUCUUGUAGUUUGGCCACUUGGCCGCUAAAACAAUUCCCUUCACUUGUGAAAGCUUUAUUCACUUAUCCCCGUGUAAACUGACAACUAAUUUUCAUUCUUUUGCCCUCCGAUGCAGAUAAAUCUACAGUUCGAAUGUAUUGUAUUCGUAACGAAGAUAUCUCGGAAGGAUGUCUAGUUCAAGUGAAAAGAAGGUAGUCCACGUUUCUAAUUUCGAUUCAGAAGUUGUAGUUCAAGUUUGGAAACAAGGAAUGGGUAACUUUCCAAACGGAUAUUUUCAUGAAAUGCAACGGAGCCUAGAAUUUCUACUUGACCAUCAUUUCUGUAUAAUUCACAAAUUUACCAUGAAAUUCAUGAAGUAUGAUAUAUAUUUUGGAAGAACAUAGUGGUUGUUUUGAAUAUAGUAGAGUUCUUUAAAUAGUUUGUAAAUGAAUCACACUAACAAAUCUUUGUGAAUGUUUAUUGUAGUACUUCGUCAUUGCGAUCAAGAUCAUCAUUUGUCAUCGUUGAUUCUGAAAAAGGCAACGUCUUCGUGUGGCAUGGUUGUAAGACGAAUGAAUAUCACAGAAAGUCUGCAGAGAAAGCUGCUAACUUUAUUAAAGAAAAGUAGGUCGAAAUGUAGUAACACGUUCACACUACGCUGGAGCGAAAUUGUUUGAAAACAUCACUUUCGCCGUAACAAUUUGAGCACGGUUUCUAAACGGAGCGAGGUGAAAACGGAGCGCUUGGCGGCUUCGUGUGAACACAAACGCCGUUAAUUUUUUGCACCGCUUACAAACCAAGCAUCUUGGGUCUCAAAACAGUAAAGUCAAAUGCUUUUCGCUUAAAUUUCUUCGCUUUAUUUGAAAUAUUUUGGGUCGCGUGAGUCACAGAAUAAGAAGGUACAGCAGAAGUGUAACUCAAGCAAGUAUUUGUCCGCGUUUUUACAAGCGAUUCGUCAUUAAUCACGCCAUCCUGGCUAGUACAGCCGGCACUUUGCACCUACCAAAACCUGAUAAAAACUUCCGGUUGUACUAGCCAGGAUGGCGUGAGCAAGUUAAAAUUUUCGUGGACGUAAAACAAUAAGGGAACCGACUGGAGUUACACUUCUGCUGUACCGUCUUAUUCUUGUGCGUGAGUGCUAAUUUAAUUUGUAAACAAACUGUAACGACGUAUUGUGAACACAUGCACGUAAAGUCUGCUGGCAUUAUUUCACUCCGGUGUAGUGCAAAUGCGGUCUAAAUUGUACUACUGCUCUCUGCUGAGUUAAGCCUGCUUCUGUAUGUCGGUUGCUGGAUCAUUGCACAACUCAGAUAUGAUGUGUUUGUAAACUCGUGUAAGCAGAGUUGUGGUUGGUCUGCUCCUGUGCUUGUAGGGUUUUCUUUCUCAGAAAAAAAACUAAUCCUACCACCUAAGCUCGUUUGAGCUGUGUCCCUUGAAUCUCCGUGAGCAACUACCGGAUGAUUUGGCACCCCAUAACUGUAUUUUAUUUGACAUUCCUAGACAUCCUGUAGAGAUGAAUCUGUCAGAAGAAGUAUCUGUGUCUGUUACAGAGAUAGAGGAAGGUCUGGAAUCAGACGUAUUUUGGUCGACUGUGAGUGGAAAGAAGAAUAGCUACUUGUCAUUAUUAAACGGUAAGAAGGCUUGGUUUUGAUCGGUUUUAUCUCAGAAGAUUGUCCAAGUUUAAUAAGUCCAGGAUGGUUUCCAGGCAUGUAUAGAUGGGCUCUGAUUAGAUGGAAAUUUCGAACGAAAGUUUCUAUACAACCUAGACCCUUCCUGCUAUAGAGAGCUAAAGUUUUUUCCGCAGCUGCUUCGAGUUAGGUCUAAAAUUGUAUACUAAUUGACGUCAGAUCACGUAAGUAGCUCCUAAGAAUAAGUUAGAAAUAAUCUAUGAAAUAAUCGUCUUUCUUCAUUUCCAGAUCCUUUGAACUACGAUUUCUGUCCGCGUUUGUUUCACAUGACCAGUUCCACGGGACAGUUUACAUCCACAGAAAUCCUCAGUUCCUCCAGAUAUCUCGGUAGAACAUGCCCGUUCCCAGUCCUUCAAGAUGAUCUGCACUCCGCGUCCCAACCAGGUGAGAUAUGAACAUCAGAAUGUAGACUACAUCACAGAUGAUAGAUUGUACCAGAUGUCUCACUGUGUAUCUAUCCCUAUGAUUGUCGUGUUCGCGAUUUUCGCGAGGCUAUCACGCCAGAUGACGCGUGCGACACUUACUGCCAAAAUGGCGCUUACUGCCAAAAUGCGUGAUUGCUCACGUUUCAUGGCGUGGAUUACACUUACUGCGAAAAUGGCGGCCAACUCGUGCUUAUAAAAAAUCGCGGACACAAUUUAGGCUGAGUGAGACAUCUGGUAUAAUCUAUCAUCUGUGACUGCACUGAUCUCUCUCUCUCUCUCUCUCUCUCUCUCUCUCUCUCUCUCUCUCUCUC
Messenger RNA from Paramuricea clavata, 13845 nucleotides. The record is from the annotation of a GenBank genome assembly. NCBI's taxonomy places the organism in Eukaryota, Metazoa, Cnidaria, Anthozoa, Malacalcyonacea, Plexauridae.